AUCGAGGCUUUUACCAAUUUAUGCGUUAGAAUGUUUCCCUCUUUCCCAUAAAUAUACCCCUCUCGAAAGCUAACUGAAUUUACCCGCCACCGUUCCUUCACCUUCUCCUUCUUGCCCCCCUUUACACACACAUACGCCUCUGUAAAUUCUUUCAAUGGCUGCGGAUUCGAGAAAAACCACUUCGGAGAUGUUGAUCUCAAGAAGGCCCAAGAAGAAUCGGAAUCGUGUUAAUUCAAUUUCUGGAACUGGAAAUAGAGAUCUGAACAUUGCCGAUGCUCCUGAUAGAAGUCCGAUCUUGGUUAAACCUAAAACAGAGCAGGCAGCUGUGGUAAUGGCAGCUAGAAAAGUUCCAGUUCUGUAUUACCUCACAAGGAAUGGCAACCUUGAACAUCCUCAUCUCAUCGAUGUUCCUCUCUCUUCUCCCCAUGGUCUCUACCUCAGAGAUGUUAUGAAUACAAUGAAUUAUCACAGAGGAAGAGGAAUGUCAAACAUGUAUUCCUGGUCAUUCAAAAGGAGCUACAAAACUGGAUAUGUAUGGCACGAUUUAUCGGAGGAUGAUCUGAUUGAAUCGACAAAUGGUCAUGGUCAUGAUUACGUCCUUAAAGGAUCAGAGCUUCUUGAAACAUUACAAAAUCCGACGGACACGAAUCAAACCGGCGGCGAUUGCAACUCUACAACAACCGCGGCGGUGGCCAUGAUCAAGCGACGGAAUCAAUCAUGGAGUUCAUUCGACAAUCCACAAGAGUACAUGGUCGUGAAGUGCGAAUCUAGCAGAGAACUCGCGGCAAAGUUCGCCGCCGAUGCUGCUACACAAACGGAGGAGCAACGGAGACGCCGGAGUUUCGAACGAGAAAGGAAAGAGCACGUGACGAUGACGCUGGGUAGAGAAGAAAUACCAUCUCCACCGCCUUCUAAUUCGAGCUCCGAGGUGUCAGAGGGAGCGAGAUACAUCGAUCCGACGGUGGACGUGCGAAGUGGAGAUCUGACGGCGGAGGAUCGACAUGACGCUGGUGGAAGGAUGAAAGCUUCUGAAGUUCUGAUGCAGCUGAUUACGUGUGGGGUCCAUAAGUCCAUUCUCGGUUAAAGAUGUAAGUAAGCUCCAUGAAGGGUGCAUGGUCGGCGAAGCACAGGAUCAAUAAAAAUAUGCAUGUAGACAUGACAUGUAAUGUCACUAUUUUGU
Molecule: messenger RNA, 1180 nt
Organism: Lactuca virosa
Lineage: Eukaryota; Viridiplantae; Streptophyta; Magnoliopsida; Asterales; Asteraceae
Source: the annotation of a GenBank genome assembly